This is a messenger RNA of Histoplasma capsulatum G186AR, 828 nucleotides long. RefSeq lists its product as uncharacterized. NCBI's taxonomy places the organism in Eukaryota, Fungi, Ascomycota, Eurotiomycetes, Onygenales, Ajellomycetaceae. The record is from RefSeq and is a predicted model, not a curated record. Gene Ontology annotation, biological process: regulation of transcription by RNA polymerase II; termination of RNA polymerase II transcription. Gene Ontology annotation, cellular component: mediator complex; core mediator complex. Gene Ontology annotation, molecular function: transcription coregulator activity. The transcript is spliced from 2 exons. Bases 1 to 828 code for a protein of 275 amino acids.
AUGCAGCCAACUCGCAUUUUUGAGAGACAUCUAGUUUUCAAGGCAUACAGAAAACCUGGUUUCGUUAAAACAAGGCCGGGUGGCAGCCAGGAUGUACAGGCUCCCGAAACCCAGAGGCUGAAUAAGCUCCUGAAUGGAGGCCUAUACUAUAUGCAGGUCGUGGGAAAUGUCCGAGAACGAGACUUUGGCUCUGUGACAGCUUCUACUUCUUCGCCAUCGGAUGCUCUUGCCCAAGGUUCGGGUGAGGGCGGUGAGGGCACUCAGCAUGGUCAGGAAGCAUUGCCGCCGACGACGACAAGGAAUGGAGCUGCCGCCGCCGCCGCUGCCGCGAAAGGGGGCUAUGUAGCGGCGGAUCAGUCAUGGAGAUUGGAGUUCAAGGAUACCCCGGAGGCUGGGGCUAGAUUCGGUGUCACGACACGGUUUGUGGAGAAUUCGAACCUCCCUUCUGGAAAUAUCCUUCCUGAGAUGAAUGCUUGGGGAUUUAACUACGUCUCUGAAUACGUUGUCGAAGGUUAUAGGUUUAUACUAGACGACAUAGUAUUAUUUCUGCAUCGUGUGCUAGUUUUCCCACCAGGUCAUGAAAGUGGCAGUGGUGGUGGCACGACAACGCUGGCGCCAACUGAAUAUCUUCCUCCAUUAGAUCAAAUGCUGCUGCUGGAUACGAGCGGUGCAUAUGUUUUACAGGCCUCUAUUACAGCUCAGGACAGCGGGAAUCCAGACAUGUUGAAGGCGAAUUCUCAACGACUUUUGGGGUUGAAAGAGCAUUUGAAAUCUGUUGUGAAGCUGGAGCCUAAAGAUAGGCUUUCCCUUGAUAAGAGGGUGAAGUGA